Messenger RNA from Apiotrichum porosum, 1164 nucleotides. RefSeq lists its product as uncharacterized. NCBI's taxonomy places the organism in Eukaryota, Fungi, Basidiomycota, Tremellomycetes, Trichosporonales, Trichosporonaceae. The coding region runs from base 1 to 1164 and encodes 387 amino acids. Gene Ontology annotation, molecular function: zinc ion binding; L-iditol 2-dehydrogenase (NAD+) activity. Gene Ontology annotation, biological process: D-sorbitol catabolic process. The record is from RefSeq and is a predicted model, not a curated record. The transcript has 4 exons.
AUGGACACGUCCUGGCCCCAUCUUCCAAUCCGUCGCAAGCCGACUCUCCAGCUCGACGCCGACGACACUCCCAUGGGCAUGAACAUGAAUGUCGUGCUCACCGGCAAGGAGACCGUUGUGCUCGAGGACCGUCCUAUUCCUGAGAUUGGUCCCAAUGACGUCCUCGUCAAGGUCAUGUCUACCGGCAUCUGUGGUACGGACCUGACGUACUACCUCAAGGGUGGCGUCGGAUCCCGUGUGAUCCACAAGCCCCUCGUUCUCGGACACGAGUCCAGUGGCAUCGUGUACAAGUGUGGCAAGAACGUCACAGACGUGUUGCCUGGGGACCGUGUCGCCAUGGAACCCGCUCUUCCGUGCCGCACUUGCCGCUUCUGCCGUGCUGGCCAGUUCAACUACUGCGCGCGCGACAAGUACUUUGCGACGCCGCCGACUGACGGCUCGUUGUGUCAGUGGUACGCCCUCCCGUCCGUCAACGCCGUCAAGAUCCCCAACAACCUCUCGUGGGAGGAGGCCGGAUGCAUCCAGCCACUCGCCAUUGCGGUGCAGAUUGCCCGCCGCGCUGGCUCCCUCACUCACAAGUCGGUUGCCGUCUUUGGCUGCGGCCCUCUCGGUCUCCUCUGCAUGGCCGUCGCCAAGGCCUGUGGCGCCAGCAAGGUUAUCGCGUUUGACAUUGACCAGGGUCGUAUCGACUUUGCCAAGAAGUAUGCCGCAACGGACGGCUUUGUGUCCCCGCGCCGCCCACAGAACCUCGAGACUACCAUCAUGGAGUGGAAUGACAAAGUCUCACAUGACAUGCUUGUCGAGCUCGGUGUCGAUGGUGGCCUCGACGUGGUCCUCGAGUGCAGUGGCGCUGAGCCGGCCCUCCAGCUCGGCAUCUCCCUCCUCCGCCCUGGUGGUACCUUCGUCGCUGCCGGCAUGGGUGCCCCGAUGACCAGCUUCCCCACACUUGAGAUGGCCGCAAAGGAGUUGGACAUUCGUGGCUCGCUCCGAUACACGACCGGUUGCUUUGAGGACGGCAUCGACCUCCUCGAGCGCGGCCUCGUCAACCUCAAGCCCCUCAUCAGCAAGACAUACCCCCUCAGCAAGACCGAGGACGCGUUCAAGGCCCGGAAGGUCGCUCAAGGUACCUCAGAAAUCAAGAUCGUGAUCAUGAACCAGGAGUAG